ACGCCGACCAAAGAGACGUGGCAGGCGGAAGGUUAAAUGAUCCGAGCUGUUUGAGUCGUCCUGUUUCAUUCAGCAGGAGGAAGGAGUCGCAUAACUUUAGAAAAACGACCCAGUAUCAGGACUAAAAACAUGGCUUCGAACAAUGGCUCAGCUGGUAAAUGGGAGGUGGUGAAGAAAGGGAAGAAAAAUACAAGCGCAACCGGAGGAGGAGGCAAGAACCCGAGCGACAAGAAACCCGGAGCCGGUGGACGGAAAGCCCUGGGAGAAUCUAACAUCCUGGCAUCCAGACCUCCCCUGAAGAUGUCUGAGACCAUUUAUGACAGCUUUGAGAAGAUGGCAAAGAAACAGAACAAGGAGCAGGUUCCACCACCAGCCGAGACGGAAAAUAAGAAACCCUCCUCGAGUAAACCACCCAAGAAACCCCAGCCCAUCAGCCCAGUCAGCCACGCAACUCGCAAGACCCUCGAGGAAUCUUUCAAAACCUUGGAUGUUGGGGACCUCAAGCAGCAGUUGGCUCGCAGUCAAACUCUGUUCCCAGAAAACCCUUCAGUGUGGGUCAAAGACCUGGCAGGAUACCUCAACCUCAAUUUGACUGCACCAGAGAGCGAGCCCACGCUCAGCAGCUACGCUCACGACUACCCAUACUGCCUUGCAGGAAAAGAGCUGAAGACUGUGAUUAAAGCCCUCAUCGGACGCUGCAGUGACAUUCUGCCAGAUUUCUUGGACCACUGUGUUUAUACGAUGCUCAGGGAGAUGGACAGACAGUCAGGAGAACCUCUUCACGGCUACAGAGUUUGCAUCCAGGCGAUCCUGCAGGACAAACCCAGGAUGGCGACACAAAACCUGCCAGAGUAUUUGGAGUUACUGCGAUCCGUUCAGAAUCGUCCAGUGAAGUGUUUGACCAUCAUGUGGGCUCUUGGCCAAGCUGGAUUUUAUGACCUCAGCCAGGGACUAAGAGUGUGGCUGGGCAUCAUGCUUCCUGUGCUCGGAGUGAAGUCCUUGUCUUCAUAUGCCAUCGCAUAUCUGGAGAGACUUCUCCUACUUCAUGCCAACCUGACAAAGGGAUUUGGCAUCAUGGGGCCCAAAGAGUUCUUUCCUUUACUGGAUUUCGCCUUCAUGCCCAAGAACGCCCUGUCAUCAGGUCUGCAGGAUCAGCUGAGGCGUCUGUACCCUCGACUCAAGGCCCUCGCAUUCGGAGCCAAACCCGAGAGCACAUUACACACAUACCUGCCGUCAUUUCUGUCCAGGGCCACACCACACUGCCCAGAUGAUAUGAAGAGAGAGCUGCUUGGCAGUAUGACCGAGUGUUUGUGUGUGGAUGUCCAGAGUCUGGGAGUGUGGAGGCAGCUCUACACCAAACACUUACCCCAGUCCAGUCUUCUGUUGAACCAUCUCGGGAAGUCCUGGAAAGUCCUGCCACCAAAGCUCCGGAGCAACCUCGAAGAAACGAUCCAGUCCUUCAGAGUGACCAAUGAGGAGAUGAAAGACACCGUUGAAUGCCAGGAGCUUCAGGACUGCAAUAACCUGUGCCAGAACCUGCAGGUGAAGAUGCGCGGGCGUGGGUUCCCCUGGUCCAAAAUGUUCAUGGUUCUGCUCGUGUUUGCCGCCGGCUUCAUCGCACACGACAUCAGAUCCCAUGGCUCCUUCGCAGAAUCCACCACAGCCUUGCAUCUGCGCAACACAGGGGUCACAGCCGUAUCUCAGCAGGCCUUGAGCAAAAUUAAAGUGUACUCAUCACAGGGCUUCAGCUGGUUGGAGACCAACACUCCUCAUUAUUACUCCGAGUGUGCUCGGGUUUUGGGGCCGCUGAUGGACCAAGGCAUGGAAAAGACAAAAACAGCAGCCAUCUUCAUCUCUGAAAACACAACGCAGUUUAUCCUCUGGGUCAAAGAGAAGACGCCACAGGCCAUCGAUUGGGUGAUCACCAACACUCCCGACAGCGUGUUCACGGCGUUGGCGUAUCUGAAGGAGAUGCUCCUCUCGCUCCAUCAGAACUACAUCCUGCCCGCGCUCGCCUUCAUUUCUGAACUGCUACAGCGAGCGUGGACAAAGCUACAAGAGUCCUGCAGCGGCGAGGUUUCUGUCUCAUGUCUGCAGGGCCACGCUCUGUCCUUCACCAACUCCACGUGGCAGCUGCUGCAACACACCACCUCGGCCAUCAAGACGUGGGCUCAGGAGCUGCUGACACGAGCGUGAUGACUUCCCAGACACAAAAUACACACAUGAAGUUAUAUACACACACACUGACCCAAAAUGAGGCUGCCUCUCAAGCCGUGACUGGACACUGUGGGGUCAGACAAACAAACUCUCACUCAAAAGGACUCUUCCAUCUUGUUUUGACUACAUUUUUAAAUCAGUUUGAUGUUGUAUAAUAUUUUUUUCUACCAAUCUUUAUGUCACUGCUGGACGCAGAGGUCUUCUCUCUCUCUCUCUGCUUCUCUAUCUCUUUUUCUCUCUCCCUGAGUUUUCUACUGCAAAUUUCAGCUGUUGCGUUAACCUUUUGGGUUAAACAGAUUGUGUAAUUUAUAAAAGGUUUGUAGAUGAUUUAUAAACCAUUUUUAUUUAAAAAUAUAUAAAAGUGUUAUGUAAAAAAACUUGGAAACGAGCAGGGAACCCAAAAAGAUAUUCCAGACAACUCAAAGCAGCUGCAAGCCUCAUCAGCUUCAUCACAUAUUAUUGUCUGAGUCUGGGGUCAGUCAACCCUUCAACAAACCUGAAUGUCUGUCCAAUAUGUAAAGCAAAAAAUAUUAUGGGUAAAGGUCAUAUAAGUCAAGAAGAAGAAGAAGAAAUCUACCUGCUGUCCUGUCUGUCCUGCACAUCUUCUCAUUGCUGCUUCGUCAUCUUCCUACUGUUUCACUCGCCAUCUGCGAAAAGCAGUGUACUCGUACUUGAAGGCUGAUGAUAUUCUGUGUGUGUUUGUGUUUGUGUGGAUCAACAAGCUUGUUCUAAAUAACGGGAUCAUGUUAAAACCCGUGCCAACGUCUGCCCUGUACGGCAGGCUAUCACUUAAGAAUAAUCCUAACAUUUCUAACCAGCUCAUUCACUAACCCUUAGCAAGAUGUUAGGAUGGAUAUGGCAAUGACUAAUGUCUUACUUUGUAAUGUAAAUGAUUUAUAAUAAAGACUUCAACCUCA
Messenger RNA from Trematomus bernacchii (emerald rockcod), 3134 nucleotides. RefSeq names its product transmembrane protein 214 (gene tmem214). Gene Ontology annotation, cellular component: endoplasmic reticulum; Golgi apparatus. The record is from RefSeq and is a predicted model, not a curated record. The transcript has 17 exons. Lineage: Eukaryota; Metazoa; Chordata; Actinopteri; Perciformes; Nototheniidae. Bases 130 to 2196 code for a protein of 688 amino acids.